Pseudophryne corroboree (corroboree frog) is the source of this 786-nucleotide messenger RNA. Its product is annotated as putative nuclease HARBI1. The record is from RefSeq and is a predicted model, not a curated record. The transcript has 3 exons. Bases 1 to 786 code for a protein of 261 amino acids. Lineage: Eukaryota; Metazoa; Chordata; Amphibia; Anura; Myobatrachidae.
AUGCGAGAGGAUUGUGUGGUAAAGCUGUACGGCCGUUCCUCUUCAGCAAUUUAUGAGCUAUAUGAGCUCAUAAAAGAGGAUUUGCAGCCCAAUAUGUCAACAAACAAAGCAGUGCCUGGGAUGUGUAAACUUCGUGCGUUGAAUUUUUUUUCCAUCAGGCACAUAUCAGCCCACUUUAGCUGUAGUUUGAACCAAUUCCUCAAGGCUCUUCUGAAGCACUCAGGGAAAUUGAUUAAUUUCCCAUGGUCUGAUGCUGAGCAGCAUGCUGUGAAGGCUGACUUUUAUGCGGUUGGGCAAAUACUCAAUGUGCUUGGUGCAAUAGGCUGCACCCACAUUGCAAUGACAGCACCACAGUGUUUUGAAGAAUAUUACCGCAACCAGAAAAUCUUUCAUUCGCUUAAUGUUCAGAUGAUCUGUGACUCCAAGCUCACAAUCAUGAAUGUGAAUGCCUCAUUCCCUGGUUCCACGCACGAUUCUUUAUUUUGCAGCAGUCAGCAGUUUGCCAUAUGUUUGAGGGAGCUUUUCCAAGCGCUUGGCUGCUGGGUGAUGCUGGAUAUGGGAAUCUGUCGUGGUAACUCACCCCCCUCUCCGAUCCACAUGGUGAUGCUGGAUAUAGGAACUUGUCAUGGUUACUCUCCCCCCUCUCCGAUCCACAUAGUACUGCUGAAAGGAGGCAUCAAAGGCCCCGCAAAAAGACCAGUUGUUAUAGAACGAACUUUUGGUGUUCUUAAAAGCUGCUUUAGGUGCCUACAGCGCGGCAAAUGCUCAAUGUGCUUGGUGCAAUAG